AGUCGCGAGUCCAGGAAUUUGUCACGGGAUGGACUUAAAUUCGAGGUUUGGGGGUGACACCCGUGAAUUUUGUUUUUGACAAAAACAUAAAAUAGGAAAAGAAAAAAAAUUAAGGGUGCCUUCUGCAUUAAUUUCGAUUUUGGGCAGAGUAAUUAAUAAAAAUUAGGGGGUUUUGCAUUAAUUUAUAUAUAUUUUGGAAGAAUUAAUUAAUAAAAAUUGGGUGGAUUAAAUAAAUACAGAAGUAUAAUAUAAGGGAUAAAUUAUAAAUUAAUGGUGGAGUUGAGUCCAUCUAUGUAUCAUGGACUCAUUAUCCCCACCAAAACGCCAAAAUUACAGCGUGGGAAGAGGAGCUUCUUCGGAGUCAUCAGGGCUGAAUAACGGCGGAGGUGGUGGUGGUGGUGGAGGAGGAGAGGAGCGGCGGCGGUUGACAAAAGUGUUGUUCAAUGUAUAUAUCCAGAACAGUUUAGGGCCGGUACAGGUCAUGAUGCUUCCGGAGAACACGGUGGCGGAGCUGAUGAAGGCGGCGAUAGACGUUCACGUGAAGGAGAAGCGGCGGCCGUUGAUGGGGAGUAGUGAUCCGGUGUGCUACGAGCUUCAUUAUUCCCAAUUUAGCCUCCAAAGUUUGAAGGCAGAAGAAAAAUUGAUAGACUUGGGCUCCCGCAAUUUCUUUUUAUGUCCAAAAAUUGUGAUGAAGUGAAUUAAUAUUAAUUAUGUAUAUCUUCUAAUCAUUUACUUGCUAUAUUAUUUGUAAAUUUCGUUUUAUUUUAAGGGU
Erythranthe guttata (spotted monkey flower) is the source of this 772-nucleotide messenger RNA. NCBI's taxonomy places the organism in Eukaryota, Viridiplantae, Streptophyta, Magnoliopsida, Lamiales, Phrymaceae. The record is from RefSeq and is a predicted model, not a curated record.